Messenger RNA from Effrenium voratum, 1236 nucleotides. The record is from the annotation of a GenBank genome assembly. NCBI's taxonomy places the organism in Eukaryota, Dinophyceae, Suessiales, Symbiodiniaceae.
AUGACUCGGCCAGUGCAUGUUUGCUUGGUGGUGCUGCUGGCCUGGCAGUUCAGAUUUGUGUUCCAGCGGUCCUUUGUAACCUUUCAGGGAGUUCGCCAACCCCAAGGGUCUGUGGCGCGGACAACGCGGCGGGUGCGCGAGAGGCGCCAGGCGAGCCCUCGGCCCAGACCGAAGCAGGCAGACAGCUACACACCAGCUAAGGUGAUCACGAGCCGGGUCAAGACCGCGGCCUCGGCUCCCGCCAUUUUGGCGGUCAUGCAGUCUGAGAGGGAGAACCCAAAUAUGGACUUGAUUGCAGUUGCUGCCGCUUGGUGCCAGCUCGCAAGGCUCAAACAAGGCAUCGAUGCUGAGGUGACCAAAUCUCAAUCCUUUGCGAUGUUUGUGAUCCAGACACGUUCAACGUUGCAGAGACCAGAGACGCUUGAAGCGCAGGCAGUGUCAAACAUACUGUGGUCCGCCGCAAGGCUUCGGAGCAGCACUUCCUCUCAGCUUAAAGCCCUGUGGAUCAGCUUGGCUCGCGCCGUAAAAGCGACUGCGAGACAGAUGAUCGCCCAAGGAGUUGCUAAUUCAAUUUGGGCGGUGGCGACGCUUGCCACAACGAACACCGACUCCGAAGCUUUGCUUACUGGACUGCCCGCGUUGGCAAAGAGGCUGCCAGCAGUGAUAUCAGAGAUGACAAGGCAAGCAUUUUCAAACGUGAUUUGGGCCACCGGGCAGCUUUCGGCGGACCAUAGCCAUGCCGCCUUGUCGCAAGAUUUGCGCAAGGUGCUUCCCGUGGUGGUGACCCAAGCGCGCGUGGAACUGCCUUCAGCCACGCCGCAGGCGCUUGCAAACUCUUGUUGGGGGCUGGCGCUGAGUGACACUCACGAUGCCGCUUUUCUUCAAGCAGUGGCAGAAAGGGUGGCAAGUGAAGCUGCUGGGUGGCAAUCAAAACUGGCUGAGCUUACUCUGCCAUCCGUGCUUUGUUCUUUUGCUAGGCUUAAGGCUGUGGGACAUGAUGACAUGCUUGACGUCGCAGCCAACAACCUCUCACUCAUGAUUGGCGAAAUGAACGACUGGGGCCUUUGCGCCACACUGUGGUCGUAUCAGCAGCUGGACCGCGGCGAGUUCCUCACCUUUCAGCGGCGCCUGGAAGCAGAGGUGGUCCGGCGCCAGCUUUUGACUGAGGAUGUGGAGCGCAGCCGCAUGGGACCGGAGGUUUGGCAGAUGGAUGGCGGGCAGUCCAAGCGCACGUGA